UUAUGCAGACCCAACCCUGAUGUCAGCUCUCUAUCCACAGGCUGGGAUUCAGGCAGUCCCAUCAGGACCACACACACAGGCCAGAUACGGGGAAGCCUAGUCCACAUGAAGGGCCUUGAUGUGGGUAUCCAUUCUUUCCUGGGAAUUCCCUUUGCCAAGCCACCUGUCGGAGCACUGCGCUUCGUACCCCCUGAGCCACCUGAACCAUGGAGUGGUGUGAGGGAUGGGACCUCCUAUCCAGCCAUGUGCCUGCAGGACAUCACUGCAAUGAAUAUGCAGGCUCUUAAGCUGUUAAAGCUGGCCCUGCCUCCCAUGCCUAUGUCUGAGGACUGCCUAUACCUUAACAUCUAUACACCAGCUCAUGCCCACGAGGGUUCCAACCUGCCUGUGAUGGUGUGGAUCCAUGGUGGUUCACUGGUUAUAGGUAUGGCUUCCUUGUAUGAUGGAUCCACACUGGCAGCCAUGGAGGAUGUGGUGGUGGUCACUAUCCAGUACCGUCUGGGUGUCCUGGGCUUCUUCAGCACUGGAGACCAGCACGCCAGAGGCAACUGGGGCUACCUGGACCAAGUGGCCGCCCUACGCUGGGUCCAGCAGAACAUCGCCCACUUUGGAGGAGACCCUGACCGUGUCACCAUUUUUGGCAACUCAGCAGGUGGCAUAAGUGUGUCUUCACAUGUUGUGUCCCCCAUGUCCCGAGGGCUUUUCCACGGUGCCAUCAUGGAGAGUGGAGUUGCCCUGAUGUCAAGCCUCAUCUCAGAAUCCUCUGACGCAGUCUAUAGAAUGGUGGCUAACCUGUCUGAAUGUGAACAAGUGGACUCAGAGGCCCUGGUGAGCUGUCUACGAGGCAAGAGUGAAGAGGAGAUGAUGGUGAUUAACAAGGCCUUCAAGAUCAUCCCUGGUAUAGUGGAUGGCAUCUUCCUGCCCAGACAUCCCAAGGAGCUGUUCGCCUCUGCAGAUUUCCAACCUGUCCCCAGCAUUAUCGGUGUCAACAAUGAUGAGUAUGGCUGGAUCAUCCCCUCGAGCAUCAGCACCAAUGGCUCCCAGAAGGAAAUGGACAGAGAGACAGUGCAAGCUUUCCUGCAGAGGAGGGCAGCCCAGAUGAUGUGGCCUCCUGAAUUUAGUGACCUGCUGAUGGAAGAGUACGUGGGGGACAGUGAGGACCCUCAGCUUCUCCAAGUGCAGUUCAAGGAGAUGGUGGAAGAUUUGUUCUUUGUGGUCCCUGCGCUGCAAGUAGCACAUUUUCAACGCUCCCACGCUCCUGUCCACUUCUAUGAGUUCCGACAUCGACCCAGCUUCUUCAAGGACUCCAAGCCACCCCAUGUGAAGGCUGAUCACGGGGAUGAGGUCCUCUUUAUCUUCAGAUCAUUUUGGGGAGGCACCCAAGUUGACCUCACUGAGGAGGAGGAGCUGCUGAGCAGGAGGAUGAUGAAGUACUGGGCCAACUUUGCACGGCAUGGGAACCCCAACAGCGAGGGUCUACCCUACUGGCCCGUGUUGGACCAUAAGGAGCAGUACCUGCAGCUGGACAUCCAGCCUACCGUGGGCCGAGCCCUGAAGGCCCGAGGGCUGCAGUACUGGACCAAGACUCUGCCCCAGAAGAUCCAGGAGCUGAAAGAGGUCAAGGACAGACACGUAGAGUUGUAGCACCCUGUGUCAAGUUAUAGUUUGCCCUGAGUGCAAGUGAGGGUAUUCUGAGGUUUCCAAACACUGUAAGAAGAGACACGGGGAUCCACACUUUUAUGUAGGCAUUAAGUUCAUAUACCCAAGAAUUAUGAAGUCUCCCCUACAGGAUAUAUGUUCCUUGCUAAGCCUGACAUGGGUCAUUUCUGUUACAGGAGACAUUGGAUGGGUGAGUCCCAAUAAAGAACACCUUCCUCCA
Molecule: messenger RNA, 1879 nt
Organism: Acomys russatus (golden spiny mouse)
Lineage: Eukaryota; Metazoa; Chordata; Mammalia; Rodentia; Muridae
Product: pyrethroid hydrolase Ces2e-like
Exons: 11
Cellular component (GO): intracellular membrane-bounded organelle
Molecular function (GO): carboxylic ester hydrolase activity
Source: RefSeq, a predicted model, not a curated record